AUGAAUGAACAUAUAUACGAUAAAACGCCAAGUGACCAUAAACUUAUUAAUUUAACUAAAAAAUAUAACUUAGAAUUUAUUCCAUAUAAUCAAUUCACCAAUGUAACUUACAUUGCUAAAGGAGGAUUUAGCAAAAUUUAUAAAGCCAUUUGGGAAAUGGGUAAAAGUGAAGUUGUUCUCAAGAUUUAUAAUUAUUAUAACGACAUUUAUGCUGAUUUUUCAAAUGAGUUGAAUAUCAAUUUUCAAUGCAGAACUCAAUUUUCUGACCUAUAUUUCCAAAAAAUUUAUGGUAUUACACGAGAUCCAGAAUCAAAAAAAUAUAUAAUCGUCAUGGAAUUUGCAUUAUAUGGAGAUCUACACUGUUUUUUAAACAGCAAAAAAACUUUAACGUUACGCGGCAUGCUUGAAAUAUUAAAUUUUAUCGUGUGGGAUCUUAUGAAUCUCCAUAAAAAAAAUAUUAUUCAUUGCGAUUUUCAUAGUGGAAAUAUAUUAAUUAACAAAGAUUCCAGAUUUCAUUCUCCAUGUGCAAAAAUCACUGACUUUGGAAGAAGUAAACUAGUAAAUGCGACAUCAAAUCGAGAUGUUAUAUAUGGAAUAAUUCCAUAUGUGGCUCCAGAAGUAUUAAGAGGUGAACCUUACACUAAACAAUCUGAUAUCUAUAGCCUAGGAAUGAUUAUAUGGGAGAUGACGAGUGGACAUAAACCUUUUUAUGAUCGAGAACAUGAUACUGAUCUUAUUUUGGCGAUUCUGGAUGGUCUUCGUCCUGAUUUCAUUGAUGAUACCCCUAAAGAACUUGUCGAAUUAAUCAAAAAAUGUUGGGACAAUGAUGUUUCAAAGCGCCCAAAAGCUUCUGACAUCAAAUUCGAAAUAAAUCAGACAUUAAAAAAUAACGAAAAUGAGCCAGUUCUUUCCAAAAUUACAUUUUCAUAUAUUGAAAAAAUUUGUUCAAGAACAAUAUAUCAAAGUCGCUUGUUGAGUUCUUUUGUCAGCAGCGCUUUAGCUUUACGAAAUUUACAUUCAAAUGUAACAGAAUCCACUAUAAUAAAUAUCAAUUCAUUAAGUAGUGGUUACAUCUCACGAGAAAUUGGUUUGGAUGUACUUAACUCGAGUCUCAUGGUCAUGUGA
This is a messenger RNA of Cetraspora pellucida, 1125 nucleotides long. The record is from the annotation of a GenBank genome assembly. Lineage: Eukaryota; Fungi; Glomeromycota; Glomeromycetes; Diversisporales; Gigasporaceae.